This is a messenger RNA of Penicillium mononematosum, 1377 nucleotides long. Its product is annotated as Monooxygenase FAD-binding. NCBI's taxonomy places the organism in Eukaryota, Fungi, Ascomycota, Eurotiomycetes, Eurotiales, Aspergillaceae. The transcript has 5 exons. Gene Ontology annotation, biological process: secondary metabolite biosynthetic process. The record is from RefSeq and is a predicted model, not a curated record. The coding region runs from base 1 to 1377 and encodes 458 amino acids. Gene Ontology annotation, molecular function: monooxygenase activity; FAD binding.
AUGGCCCCUCAAAUCCACAUCAAACAGCAAGAUAUCCGAUUCCCAUCAUGCCAAAUGAAAGUUGUCAUUGUUGGUGCAGGCCUUGCAGGACUUGGUUCUGCGAUAAGUUGCGCGCUCGCUGGGCACAAGGUCGAGGUCCUGGAGGCAACACGGGAGAUCAAAGAGGUCGGGGCAGGUAUCCAGAUUCUACCCAACAGCUCGCGUGUACUCCAGCACUGGGGUCUGGAAAAGGCAUUGACACCGCACAUGACCUUUCCCCGGGUGUGCAAUUUUCUUGGAUGGAAGGGAAAGCUCAUCUCGUCGUUGGACUUUCAGGCGUCGGAGAGUAACUACCCGGGCACUUGGUAUCGGGACUUCCAUCGUGCGGACCUGCAUCAAUGUCUGGUUGAUAGAGCGCUUGAAUUGGGAGUGAAUAUUACCUGCAAUGCUCGUGUGGCGGAUGUGACUGUGAGCGAGGAUGGGACCAGGGCUACAGCGACUGCGGCAGAUGGGAGACAGUGGAUUGGAGAUCUUGUCAUUGGGGCGGAUGGAGUGUUUGGGAAAUUGACGGAGAAAUUGCUGGGCCGAGUUGACCCGCCGAUCAAGACUGGUGAUCUCGCAUACCGUUUGUUGUUGUCGACAGUGGAGAUGCGGAAGGAUCCUGACCUUGCCGAAUUGGUGACAGACCCUCAGGUCAACUACUGGUUGGGUCCAGAUGCUCAUGCAGUGAACUAUGUUCUUCGCGGCGGAGAGUUGUUUAAUAUGGUACUGCUUGUCCCGGACGAUAUUCCUGAGGAAUCUUUAGCAUCGACGAUCGAAGGGAAUGUGGAAGAGAUGUGUGGGUUGUUCAAAGACUGGGAUCCUCGCAUCCCCAAACUCCUAAAGCUCUGCGAGUCUGUCCAGAAAUGGCGUCUCUGCAUUCGAUUCGGAGACUUUGACUGGACCCAUUCCUCCGGGGCAUUUUUGAUGCUGGGCGACGCAGUUCACGCUACGUUGCCGUAUUUGGCCUCUGGUGCAGGAAUGUCCUUCGAGGAUGGAGCAGUUCUCGGCGAAUGCCUCUCUCGACUCCCGAAUAGCCCUGGUACCUCUAAGACCUCGGCUGACUUCCUGGCUGCCAAGCAACACGCCCUUGCCGUCUUCCAAGAAUGUCGCAAGCAACGAACAAAGAUGAUUGUUGAGCGGGGGAAUAUACAACAAUACCUCUACCACCUACAUGACGGCGCUGAACAAGAAGAAAGAGAUCGCAAGAUGCAAAUGGUCCCUACUCCUGAGGGAGAAGCACUGGCUUGGAGAGACCCUGGUCUUGCACCCAAAUUGUUAGGAUAUGACCACAUUGCAGAUGUUGAUCGUCGGUGGGGUAAAUCAUUAGGAACUGCCACUGUUGAGUCAAGACUGUAG